GCGUCUCAGCUGAGCGCGCGGCAGAUCCUCCGCUAUCCGCGAGGCAGCCACAGCAUCCCUGUCCUCCGGCGAUGUUUCAGCUCCGGUUCAUCGGCGGCUGCGUGCCGUUAUUCAUCAUGGCGAUAGUGUUCGACAUCACCGGCCUGGUCCUGCUGCUGUUCGGCAUCUGCGGCGGCGUGCAGCGGCGUGGUGUGUUUUACGGGGAUUUUCUCAUCCACACCGGCGCGCUGCUGUUGUUCGCCAGUCUGGGCUUCUGGCUGAUGUGGUAUGUAGGCAACAUCAAAGUGAAAGAGGAGGAUUUGGAACGGGGAUCCAGCACUGCGCACAGCGUCAAAAAUCUGGCGAGAAAGCUGACGGAGAGACUCUCCAAAACGCACAACAACGACACAGGUGAGAAAGCGGCAGGUAAAUCCUCCACUAUCCGAAAUGUGACGUGGGGCAAAUCCACCUAUGUCCCGGGACUGAAGGAUCCAGAAACGGAUACGAUCAGUUGCGAUGAAGAGUCUAAAGAGAACGGAGGCGAGGAGUUCACGUGUUAUCAGAAUAAAGGUUAUGAGGAUGAGGAGGCCAGCGUGACCAAAGGUGAUGAUUCAUCACAAGAGGAGAAACAGGACCAGACCCCGGAGGAGUCGAAAUCAGACGUGAGCAACACCGAUGAAACGCCUGAAGAGACAAAGCCUGAUUCUGAGUUCACCUGUUAUCAGAAUGAAGGCUAUGAAGACUCAGAAUCAGACGUGACCAAAGGCGCUGAUCAGACAGAGAGCUGCGACACUUUACUUUGAGAUCAGGUCGUUCUAGGUCGAACACUUUCAGAAGCUGAAAAUUCUUCCAGGUCAAACAAUCAUAAUGUACUGUACAUGCAAUCUGCUGCGCAGAAUCCCAUCACUGUGUCGGUAAUAUAGACUGUCAUGUAGUUACACGCAUCAUUAAGGCUUUUAAUGGCUCAUGUUGAUAAGGAUAUUAAUAAUCAAACAUGGCCAAAUAGUGUCAGAUUAUGUGAUCUGGUCAAUAUAUCGCUCUUUCACUUUAUGUGUGUGUGGUUGAGUCCACACGAGUUUUUGUUUACAUUUGUUAGUAUUUAAAGUGUCUUAAACUAAUACUCAGGUAUAGCCCUUGCUUUUCACUGUUAAAAUCAUUUUAAAGCUUUACAUUUGUGUCUUGUUUUCAGUUAAAAUACCUAGGGGUGUAAAUCGGACCAUUUGUCACGAUACGAUGCGACGUGUUUUCUCUGCCAGCGGUACGAUAUUUGCCGAUACCUCGGAAAUUUCAGCGAUGCGAUUACGAUUUGAUUAGAUUCAUUUAUCGACAUUUUAAUAUUACUUGCUUAGUUUACACAAGCGGUUACAUUUUUUACUUUAUUUUAUUUAAAAAGAUAUAUAUAUUUAAAAACGUUUCAUUUAACUCUUUGAUUUCAUUUGCAACAACAACUAACAAAAAAAACCAAAAUGCACGCAGACGGACGUUACGUGAGGAAUGAGGAUGUGGAGAGUGUCAAAAUAAAGGUACCUCAUAUCGAUAUUUCAUGUGUGGCACUGAUGUGAAUCGAAGCAUCGAUUAAAUUUCUAACGAUACGAUGCAUCGAUCCAUAUCGAUGUAUUGUUACACCCCUAAAAAUAACCAGAACCCUAUGUUUCAAAAAUGUACCUCCUAAGUAAAUGUGUUUUUACCGGCAAACCGGACAGAAAUGCAGAGCUUGAAAAAGAUGGUUUGCAGUGUUGCACAGUCUCAUUUGUAAGUUCGUGCAUCAGUGUAGGAAUCCAUUUCCCAGUCAAAGUGACACAUGCAAAGCCAUUUCAUUUCCAACCUGCCGCCAUGGACAGCCGGUGAGGAGUUGCCCAACCUGUCCAACAGCAAACAGAGUAGCUUCUGUGCGCUGUGCGCUUCAAUAUGGGUGUGACUUUUCUGGGCCAACUUGUAACAAAGAUGGAAAUAUAAUACUGUACUUUACCAAACAAUACCUUAGCCGAAAGACAAUCUGUACAAAUAUGAGUAUCUUUUGUUCUAUUGGUGCCCAAAUCUUUUAUUUUGAGAAAGGUUGGAAUUUGUGUGACUAUUUUAGACAAAUUACCAGUGCUGUUUAAUUCCAGCUCGCCCCACUGAAAGACUUGGCCCAAAGGUUUCAUUUUGAGCCAUUUCUUAACUUAUUUUCACUGUAGUUUUACGCUGUUUACAGUUGUGACCGCACUGUAAAAAAUGGUUGCAUUACUACUCGUUUUAACUUCCCAUUUAACAGUUUUCCAUAAGAUUUAAUAAGUUGAUUGUACUUUUAUAAAAUACAGUGCGAAUAAUUAUUUACAGUGCAAUAAAAUCUGUUUUUAAGUUGUUAUUUUUUAGAAAAGAAGGCAUGUGUUUCAUUGUACUGUGCAGAAAAUCUAAUGCAUGUGCACACUUAUCUGGGAAAAGUGGAAUCAAAUGGGUGAAAUAUUUUUAUUUUUAUCGCUAUACGGUGUCAAAUGAGGGAAGAUAUUUAUUGUAAAUCUAUUUUUCUAUAGAUUAUAUUUUGGGUGGCGAGUGAGGUGCAUGUGUGUGAAGAACUGAGUGUAAUAUUGACACGUCGUGACAGUGAACGUUUCUCAUUCGCUGUGUGAGUUUGCAAUAUUGUAGCUGUUGUUGUGGGCGAUGUCAAUGAAGCGCAUGUAGAAGUACAGCCAUACAUUUAAUGUUGUGUUUGUAGUGAUUCACACUGAAUUAAACCACAUUACACCCAACUGUCUGUUUUUGUUUUCAGUGAAAUAAAGUUAGGAUUACAGCGGUUUGCUAAGUAAGACCAUCACUAUUAAUAUAGCGUUUACGUUCAAUGUGCUUGGUAUUGAAGCAUUGGGUAUAUGACUUGAUUGGGUACACAUCUUGCUCUUUUUGUACAAAUCUGGGCUGGUACACUGAAAAAAAUUGUCAAAAAAUGACCCAAGUCGUCACCCUAAUAUGGUCCUAAUCAGUGUUGGGUGUAACUAGUUACUAAGUAAUUAGUUACUGUCAUUUAAUUACUUUUCCCUUGAAAAAGUAAAGUAAGGGAUUACUCUUACUUUUUCUGUAAUUUAAUUAGUUACUUCUGAUGUAAUUAAAGUAAAUACUUUGUGUAAUAUGUGUGUGUGCAGAAGAGGAAUU
Triplophysa rosa is the source of this 3105-nucleotide messenger RNA. RefSeq lists its product as uncharacterized. The coding region runs from base 72 to 782 and encodes 236 amino acids. The transcript has 3 exons. The record is from RefSeq and is a predicted model, not a curated record. Lineage: Eukaryota; Metazoa; Chordata; Actinopteri; Cypriniformes; Nemacheilidae.